Messenger RNA from Lichtheimia ornata, 1479 nucleotides. RefSeq lists its product as uncharacterized. The transcript has 7 exons. Bases 1 to 1479 code for a protein of 492 amino acids. The record is from RefSeq and is a predicted model, not a curated record. Gene Ontology annotation, molecular function: oxidoreductase activity. NCBI's taxonomy places the organism in Eukaryota, Fungi, Mucoromycota, Mucoromycetes, Mucorales, Lichtheimiaceae.
AUGACCAUGAAUGUAUCAGCAACUUCGUAUAGAACCAAAGUGGUCAUCCUUGGUGCAGGAGCAUCAGGAGUGGCAGCAGCAUCUACCUUACAUAAGAACGGCCAAGAUGAUUUCAUAAUUGUGGAGGGACAAUCGUUUGUUGGCGGCAGGGUUCAGCAUGCUACAUUAGGACGCUCCUCUGUGGAACUCGGUGCCAAUUGGAUAUAUGGCAAAGGCACCAACCCAAUUUACAAGUUGGCUACUCAACAUGGGCUAAAGACGGCACCUAAUGAUAAACGCGACGUUGCCUUUUUUGAUGAUCAAGGUCCCCUUCGCCAACGUCUUGGCUUACCUGUAUAUGAUGCAUUCGAUGAGCUCAUGGAGAAAACGGUCAUGUAUGCAGAGGAGAGGAUAGCCCACAACCAAGUUGAUUUAUCAAGUCGAGCAGCAUUACGAAUGCUUGGAUGGGAACCAGAUACGCCGCUCAAAGCAGCUGUAGAGUAUUUUGCUAUCGAAUGGGAGCUUGCUGAACCAGCCGAAGUAUCAUCACUUGAAUAUGCAACGGGCACUUCGGAUAUGACGGAAGGCACUUUUCCCUUUGGUAAUGAAUUUGUGGUUGAUCACAGGGGUUUCAAUUACAUUCUUCAAGAGGAAGCGAACCGGUUUCUCAAACCCAAUGAUAGCCGCUUGUUAUUGGAUACAAUGGUUACUCGUGUGCGAUACGAUGGUCCUCAUGGUGUGGUUGUGCAUACCGCCAAUGGUGAUCGUAUCUUUGCUGAUUAUGCUAUUUGCACGUUCUCACUAGGCGUUCUCCAAAGCAAUAGCGUUGAAUGGAUCCCAGCUUUUCCCGACUGGAAACGAGAAGCGUUAUUAAGUUUUCAUAUGACCACCUAUACCAAAAUCUUUUUAAGGUUUGACCACAAAUUCUGGGACGAUUGGCAGUUUGCAUUGUAUGCUGGAAAUGAUACAAGAGAAUAUACCGUAUGGCAAAACCUCAAUGCACCAGGGUAUUUGCCACAUCAAAAUCAAGAUGAUGAUAACAUUUUGAUGGUCACUGCUACCUACAAAGCAUCUGAACGUCUUGAACGCUUACCCGACGCUCAAGUAGCUGACGAGAUUAUGCAAGUGUUACAACGCAUGUUUCCACAUACAACGCUCCCACGUCCAACUGGCAUUGUUGUACCCCGCUGGCAUACCAACCCACUCUUUCGUGGAUCUUAUUCCAAUUGGCCCAUAGGUAUGCUUGUUGAGCAUCACGAAAAUAUGCGUGCUCCACUACCCAUUGACGACAAUGAUGACGCAUCUACUUCUCCUCGUCUAUGGUUUGCUGGUGAAGCCAUGUCACCCGAGUACUAUGGCUAUUUGCAUGGUGCAUGGAUUGAAGGCCAAAACAUCGCUGGCAAGAUACUCGAAUGCCUCAACAAAACGUGUCCCCCUUAUCGUUUCCAUAAACGUGUACGUGCCUGUAACCCAACCCCAAGAUUUCGCCUGCAACAGUAG